AUGCCUACACACUAUAUUGUUGAUCUCACCGUCGACCCUCUCCCACUCGAUACGCAACUUGACGAUUAUUCUUGUUUUUCCAUGCAAAAACCACAAAUAUACUUCACCCUCUCUUACCAACUCUGCCAUCAAACCACCCUCCACGGUACAGAUAUCAUUCUUGAUUCCACUACUUCCGAACCCACUUUUGCCGAUCCUUUUUUCUUGGAUGUUGAUUCGUCCAUGAAUCACCAGGCUAUGUACUGCUUUCUUUCUCCCAGGUUUGCUCGUUUAGGAAUAUGUCCCCCGGAUUCACCAUACUCUAAGUAUUUUGUUCUAGGGGUUAUACACGAAGUUGAUUCCAUGAUUCCAAGAAAAUUCAAGAAUCGCAAUGCCGUCUUUGCCUUCAACAUCAACAUACUGACUCGUUGCGUUCGUAGUUAUGGCGAAGAAGAAGCGAUGGAUUUGGUUAUGAGGCAGUCGCGUUUGGAAUAUGAGUCAAGAGAUUGCGUAAUGGUGCCUACUGCUCCCAAGUCUAGGAGAUUGAAGUGUGUCAAACUUGGGGGUCAUGAUGAUGAUUCUCUUGAUGCUGAUGCAGAAGAGGGUAGACAACGAAAGAGAAGACGCGUCGGAAAAAAGGAAAUUUGUACGGUGUGCUUGGAGGAACUAGAGGAUUUCGCUGCGGGAAUGCCUUGUGGUCACCUGUUCCAUGGGAUUUGCAUCAACAAGUGGUUGGAGAAUAGCCACUACUGUCCAGUCUGCCGCUAUGAGAUGCCUACUGAUCAUUAG
This is a messenger RNA of Mercurialis annua (annual mercury), 768 nucleotides long. RefSeq names its product probable E3 ubiquitin-protein ligase RHG1A. The record is from RefSeq and is a predicted model, not a curated record. The coding region runs from base 1 to 768 and encodes 255 amino acids. NCBI's taxonomy places the organism in Eukaryota, Viridiplantae, Streptophyta, Magnoliopsida, Malpighiales, Euphorbiaceae. The transcript has a single exon.